This is a messenger RNA of Cinara cedri, 823 nucleotides long. Lineage: Eukaryota; Metazoa; Arthropoda; Insecta; Hemiptera; Aphididae. The record is from the annotation of a GenBank genome assembly.
AUGACGAAAAAUAAAAACCGUGACAUCAAGACGAUGGACGAGACGAUAAUGGAACGGAGACAUGACGAAUACGGGUAUUUUCCUCGAAUGAGAUUAGAGUUCCGGAUCGAGACGAACCGUACGAGUUAUAAAAACCAUGAGCCAUUAUCAAAACUGGUACUUAGCGAUCAUAACGAUAAUUGACCACUAUAAUGUUUUGUUUUUAAAAUUUUUGAUUACCUAUGUUUGUAAUAUUUUUAGUUUGAAACCGAACAAAUAUCGAAAAUGAUUCACAAUCUGAAAUGGAGUUAAGUACUCGGUGAAAUAUUUUCAGUGACCGACGAGACGGUAGCGGAGAAAUUUACACACAUGUUGUUGACUUGCCGCCGGAAGACGAAAACAUUUUUCGACGAGCUCUCGAUUUGUGUCUACUUACGAUCGGAGUGAGAAUAUCGUCUACAAAUCCGACGUCAUUGUGCCUUAUCGAGCCUUAUCAAAUAUCAAAUGGUCGAACCGUUUGUCGUUAUCGUAGUAUACACGAUGAUCAUGUUUACGUUGUCCACGCCUGCAGCCAAACAAACCGCACUUGCCGUUGCCCCUGGCUCCAACAAAGUUCACAUUUAAGACGGUAAAUAAUUUCAACAGAGACAAACGAUCCGGACGUACAGAAGCCGCAGUUUUGCAUGCCAUCAUAAUGCGGCCGACUGGGAAGCAAUUAUUAGAUAUUUUCGGUCAAGCCGCCUGUAUCACAAAAGAAAUUAUCUUACCGGCUAAAGAUUUAACAGAAUCAGAUGUCUAUCAAUUUACGAAAAUCCACGGAAUUCAAAAGGAGUUUAGAGCAUGA